AGAUAUAAAGUGAAGGGCGGCCUAGCCCAUCAUGCCAUCCCCAGACAAUCGGAAACAAGGUCACAAUUGGUUGGAGACGAUGGUGGAGCUGCCCUCAGGAGUGGGCGAGGAGGAUGAGCACCACCACACCUGGACUACUGGCAAUUGUCUAAGCUGCGGGGAGCACGUACGGCCAUGCGAAGUGGCUCACACACCAGCCCCGGAGGGGGAGAGAGUGCCCGGUGACGGCGCCAGCAGCUCAGCACAUGAAGACCAGCGUCGUAUAAGCGAAGAUGUGGUUUCAUCACGAAGUAUUAAUCCAUUUCAAGAAGAUCCAGUGGAAACAGAAGGCAUGCUAAGGGCACCUCGAUACUACAGAGGAAUAUAUUGUCCAUCAAUCACAAAUAGUUUUAAGAAUAAGGCAGUAGAGUUAUCAUACCAAAGAUAUUCAAGGAGGCAGCGACAAAAAUCACUCAUAAUGGUGAACGUUGUUGACUUAGCACUUAAGAUAUGUCUAGCUGUUAUUUAUACAGUCACAAACAGAGACGUAGCAGCACCAAAUCCUUAUCAAAUAGCGUGGACGGUCGCGUUCGCGUGGCUCAACGUGGGAGUGUGUCUGCUCGGCUGGUGGCGAUGUUUCGCCAACAACUACCUGCACUGGGCCGCGGCGGCUACCUGGAUACUACUGAUCGCUCAAGGUCUCAGCGGUCAAGGUAUAGGCUUCCAAGAAUCACAAAACCAAGUAUGGUACAUGCUGUUCAUAGUGUUCGUACCAUACGCCAUGUUACCGCUGUCUCUGAUCUGGUGCAUCAUCAUCGGAACCCUGACCUUCCUCGCUCACGUGCUCGCCACAGCUGUAGUUAUUAAAGAGAGCAUGGAAGACACGAAGAGGGCUGUCAACUGUAAUAUUAAUUCCUACGCGUGCAGUCUUCGUCUACUCAUAGGUAACGCGAUGUUGUACGUAGCAGUAAACUUUGCGGGCAUGUAUGCCAAGUCUCUGGCCGAUUGGGGACAGAGGAAGGCCUUCUUGGAGACGAGACGGUCGAUGGUGACGCGUGAGAGGACUAAGAGAGAGAGUGAUCGACAGUGGAAGUUGUUUCAGAGCGUGAUACCAGACUUCUUAGCGAAAGAAAUCUAUGGACACGUGAACAAAGUAAAGGGGGAGUUCCAAGAGCAGCAAUUUAAUAACUUGUACAUACAACAGCAUCACGACGUGUCCAUACUAUACGCUGACAUCAAGGGCUUCACUGAACUGUCAAGCAAAUGCAGUGCACAGGAGUUAGUGAAGCUAUUAAAUGAAUUGUUCGCUCGCUUCGACAGGUUGGCAUCGGAAAAUCACUGCCUACGCAUAAAGUUGCUGGGUGACUGCUACUUCUGCGUGAGCGGGCUGCCGGAGCGGCGCGAGGACCACGCUCACUGCUGCGUGAACAUGGGCCUCCACAUGAUACGUGCUAUACGCGAUGUGCGCUAUAAUGCACAGGUGGACCUAGACAUGCGCAUCGGUAUACACAGCGGGAAGGUGCUCUGCGGAGUCCUGGGGCUGCUCAAAUGGCAGUUUGAUUUGUGGUCACACGAUGUUACUCUCGCUAAUCGUAUGGAAAGUGGCGGAUUACCUGGACGCAUGCACAUAUCAUCAGCUACACUAGAAUGUUUGAACGGUGCGUUUGAGGUAGAGCCGGGAGAUGGUGGGUCCCGUGACCCAUACCUCAGGGAACACAAUCCCGUCACCUACCUCAUUAAGAGCACGGAGCAGCCGAGGCGGACAAGACAUCGGUCUAGAACUAGUGUCCCACAAGCGUCUGCACAAAACUCGGACGCAACACCCCGCCGGCCUAGCAGCACCAUCGAAGAUGAAAUGACAGCCGACUGGACGCCUGAGAUGCCCUUCCAAAACUACUACUCAAGCGGGGCCGCCAGCGUGGCUCGAGGGUUUAACCUAAAUGGUGACAACUCUAAACGAGAUCCGGAAAUUGACGACGUGCCCCCAGUCUCCGAUGUCGAGGAGGACGACAUAAUAAACCACUCGAUAGAAGUGAAGUCGAACCGUCGCAUGCGCGUGAGCAACAUGCACGGCUGGUCGCUGCGGUUCCGCAGACCCUCGCUGGAGGAGAGGUUCGGGGAGCUGGAUGAGAGGACCUUCAAGUCUAACGUCAUGUGCUGUUUGGUGCUGUGGCUGUUCAUUGUUGCUGUGCAGAGCUUGGUGCAUUACAAUUGCCAGUACCUAGUGAUGAUUCUGCUUCUGAUGACGAUCCCCUUCACGUUGUCCUUCAUCCUGGUGAUGAUAGAGGAGUUCCCGGGGAUCCUGCCGCGCCUCACCAAGAUCUCUGCUUACCUCAGCUCAACAAGGACUAUUAGGAAUGUUCAUAUAUGCUGCUUUAUCACAGCUAUGUCUAUAUCCAGCACGAUAAAACUGUACGUGUGUCCGCCAUCUUUUAUCCCUCAAACGCCGAACGGCACUGUUGCUCCCAACGUAACGUGUAACUACACCACGCAAGAACUUACUGAUGAAUGGAAUGAUCCAGACGAAUGCUAUCGUCCGGAGUACGUGGUGUUCACGUGGGUGCUGUGCCUGGUGGCGCUCACGUCCGUGCUCAAGCUGUACUACUUGAUCAAGACCCUGUUGGCAACCGUCAACGUGGUCAUGUACACCAUCCUAUUGGUGCACUUCUACAACUAUAGGAAUUACAAUAGCAAUACAAAUACAACACUACCAGCAUACGUACAAAUGCUGAUCCUGAUGGCAGUGUUCCUAGUAGUAGUCAUAUAUCACGGGAGGCUGGUCGAAGUGACAUCCAGACUGGACUUCAUCUGGAAGCUGCAAGCAGAGACAGAUUUAGACGAGAUGGAGGACACGCAGAAGACGAACAGACAUCUCCUCAAGCAUAUACUGCCUGAUCAUGUGGUUGUACAUUUCCUGAGCAGAGAUUGGUGUCCUGAUGAGCUGUACUCUCAAUGGCGCGACGAGGUGGGCGUGAUGUUCGCCGGGAUCCCGAACUUCGACGAGUUCUACUCGGAGGAGAAAGCCGUGGAGUGCAUGCGCGUGCUCAACGAGAUCAUUUUCGACUUUGACAAGCUACUGAUGCAGCAGCGGUUCAAAAGCAUCGAGAAGAUUAAAACGAUAGCAGCCACUUACAUGGCAGCUUCAGGACUCAAUCCUAAUCACAACAAGACAGGUGAGGAUAACUGUGAACAUUUGUGUGCGCUGGUCGACUAUGCCUUUGCGUUAAGAGAAGCCCUAGAAGACAUCAGCAAACACAGCUUCUAUAAAUUCCGCCUGAGAGUAGGCAUUAGCUGUGGUCCCCUGGUGGGCGGAGUGAUCGGCGCUCGCAAGCCGGUGUACGACAUCUGGGGCAACACCGUCAACGAAGCUUCACGCAUGGAGACCACGGGGGCCAUGGACAAGAUACAAGUCACUAAAUACACUAAGCAGCUAUUAGAAUGCCGCGGCUACACUCUAGAACGUCGCGGUCCAGUGGAAGUGAAAGGCAAGGGUCGCAUGGAGACGUGGUGGGUAACCAGAGCCCGGGGUGCCGACCCCGCGCGCCCCGCCCCGCCGCCCGCCCGCCCCGCGCCGCCCCGCUCGCUGGCUGCCUUGGUUUAUACCAUGCUGCAGGCACGCAAGCGGAUAUAUACGCAUCCGCUUGAUACUGCUAAUAUUCCUAAACGCGGCGGCAGCGUGAGGUCAAGUCGAGCGGAAACUGCACCGAGUGGCUCACAUCGACAUCGCUCCGAAUUGCGGAGAACGAGAACGCGGCAUGCAAGGACCAUGGGCAACGAGCUAGAACUCGGUGCGAUCCGGCCCCACUCGAGCAGCCUCGUGGUCCGUCGUGUAGACAUGACGGCCGCGCCGCCGUCGUCUCUCUCCGCGCCGCACACUCCCACCGGCGCCGGACACCCGCACCACCCGCACGAGAUGCCGCCCAGGGACAAGCAGCCCAAGUUGGGGCUCGGUGCUCGACUAAAAGCAGCCAGCUUUUCCUCAAGAACCCGCCCUAGGGAGCGGUCACCGAACAUUCGAGAACAACCGCACGAGGGCUCCGGCGCUUCCAUCGGGAACGGCACUCUCGGCUCCUUCCGAAUACGAUCCAUCACCAACGCUUCCAUAUUCAAAAGUAGAAACAAAGACAAACGCAGCAAAGAACAGCUGGAUGGAGAAACCAAAGAGAAUGGAGAUGCGGUCUCGACUCGCAUGUGAACUCAAAUGUGAUGAUGCUGUUCUUUUUUUAAAUUGUUUCUAGUUGCCAUAUAAAUGACUGUUGAAUUAAAUAAUAAAUCAGCGUUGAUUAUAUUGAGAUAGUAGGAAGUCAGAGGUAUUUAAAAAAACGUUCAAAGGUCCUAUUUUCUUGUUUUGUCCGUCUCCGGGUCAUUGACAAAAUGAGAUUCAAUUUGUAUUACUCAUUUUCUCGCAUGAUAUGGCUUCCUAGCAAUCGUUAUUUCAAUGAACAUUGAAACUGGAACCAGUAUAUUUCUUUGCUAAGACCGAUGGUGUUAUUUUCCUGUUGUAUUAUGUAGGUCGUGUCGGCCGCUUGUCUUCCCUAGAUAAUGCAAGUAUAUUAUGAGAUUAUAAUUGCACCUUUACAUGACUGUGAUGUGCAGCUAUUUAAGUUUACUAAUUUUUACUUUUAAUGCCAGCAGAAGGCUGUCACUAAAUUAGCACAAAUUGUUAAUUUGUGUCAUUUGUUUAUUUCGAAUGAAAAUUACCUAAUACAUGAAGUUUGUACAUAAAAAAUAUUUAGAGAUUAUUUAUUUUUACAAAAUAUUAAGAUGAAAUUAAUCAUGUUAAACUGUGACAUAUUUAGUUUAAAAUUGUAUUUAUUGCGGGAGGCACAAAAUGUUGAAUACAUUUGACUAUUUUAUUAUUAAGUGUAAUGUUACUUGUUAAGAAGAUGUAAAUAUUGUAAGAUAUUUUUGUAUGAUCAGUCAAAACUUUUGGACUUAGGUGUGGGACCAAACUGAGCCUAGACUCGAGAGUUGUAGACAGAAGAGAAAUAACAGAAUACUAACACUUUGCAGAAGAAUUACAAAAUGCGAGGUGCCAUAGAGAAGAAAUGUAUUACUGUAGGUAACUGCAUAUAAAAUGAAUGGUGAUUUGCUUUUCGAUUUAACUUGCUUUAUGAAACGUCGAAAAUGAAUUUCAUUUGGUAGAUAGGUAACUUAUCUUUGUUCUUUAUUUUUGAACAUGUUAUAUUUUUAGGAUGAUGUUAAAUAAGUAGGAACUGAUUCUUCUGUAAAGCGCUAGUGUCCAUAAGUUCUGACUGAUUGGUAUACUUAGAAGUUAGUCGUUAAGAAAUCAGACAGCAUUUCUCUAAAUUUCAGUAGGGAUCUGAAUGUGCCACUUUUACAGUAGAACAGAUAAUGCCAAAGAUUAUGAAUGAUCUCAGAAAGCAUUUUAGUAACACCUAUACUAAGUAGACAUUUAAAAAAUGUAUUUAAUGUUAAGAUCUGACAUACUACAUAUUUAUAUUAGUAGAUUAUUUUAUUGUUUAGUAACUUCGGUGUUGCCAAAGCCAAAUUAACUGUAAGUAAUUUCGAACAAAUAUUUUAAAACGGAAUCUAUGAAAUAAAACGUCGGAUGAA
Molecule: messenger RNA, 5556 nt
Organism: Helicoverpa zea (corn earworm)
Lineage: Eukaryota; Metazoa; Arthropoda; Insecta; Lepidoptera; Noctuidae
Product: adenylyl cyclase 78C-like
Exons: 30
Coding region: 32-4174 (1380 amino acids)
Biological process (GO): intracellular signal transduction; adenylate cyclase-activating G protein-coupled receptor signaling pathway; cAMP biosynthetic process
Cellular component (GO): plasma membrane
Molecular function (GO): adenylate cyclase activity
Source: RefSeq, a predicted model, not a curated record